AUGUGCAACCUCUUUUCCCAUGCCACCCAGAUUCAACCAGCUACCGUAUUGGCCUCUUCGAAACAGCUUGACCUCGACGUCCGGCAUACUCCUGACAUUUCACAGGAGGUUGCCAUAACCCAUGAAGCCCAAGGACAAACUGAACCUACAUACCGGUUGCCUAGAGCCUACAUGAGGUCCGACAAAUCUCUAGGACAAAACGCUAUGACAAGAUCGGUUUACGAAGUUGGUAGCAGUUCAUCGAGUGAGACAGGUCAGAUCAAUGCAACAAAAGUGCAGGCAGAGCGGGCUAGCAACCAGACUCCACAUGGAGAUGACCAUCAGAGCGAUAGGUUUUUGGUUAGGGAAGAGGCAAUUCAAUGUAAGCCGGAGCUGGUGGUAUCAUCUAAAGCUGUUGGGAAGGAGGAGAAGGAGAAGGAGAAUGAGAAGGAGGAGGGGGAAGAUGAGGAGGAGGCACAGGAGGUAUCUCAUGAAGUGGCAGAGGAUGGCGGGUCGUGGAUAGACAGUCACUCGUCCAAACGAUCCGAUCACCGGACGACUGGCACAAUCAAGCACGCCACAACGAUGCAGGUAGAGCACAACUCCAGGUGA
This is a messenger RNA of Protopolystoma xenopodis, 591 nucleotides long. Lineage: Eukaryota; Metazoa; Platyhelminthes; Monogenea; Polystomatidea; Polystomatidae. The record is from the annotation of a GenBank genome assembly.